This is a messenger RNA of Laetiporus sulphureus 93-53, 594 nucleotides long. RefSeq lists its product as uncharacterized. The transcript is spliced from 3 exons. NCBI's taxonomy places the organism in Eukaryota, Fungi, Basidiomycota, Agaricomycetes, Polyporales, Laetiporaceae. The coding region runs from base 134 to 454 and encodes 106 amino acids. The record is from RefSeq and is a predicted model, not a curated record.
GCACCGACGCAUGCGUUCUAGAAGCUCUAGUUGUCCCACAUUCAUAUUGUGCAGGCGGAGAACGGCAGUGUUCGCGCUGCGGUCGGAAGAAUGAUGAUCCCGAGAUGCUGUCGAUGGUUCGAUUUGACAAUCCAUGCCUCGGCCUUCACUCUCAUCUACAUCUACUCAUUUAGAAUUGGUCGAGGCGAUUUGUCUCCAAUCCGCCGCGCUUUUUGUACCCGGUCAUGGCUGCAGGCUGCACGCCUCUCAUUACGUCUCGCAGGAUUCAGCCAUGCAUGAGUCCUUCUGCAAUCUCUCCGAGGUACACAGAUGGCCAAUCAUGAACCAUGAGGUUCUCAGAAAGAGUUUUUGCUCCAUCAUUUGGGCACGUACAACUGUUUUUUCAAAAAUGCCACUGAGACUCCAAAUUUUACAGCGCACGUUCAGAGUCAAGGCAACAAAUUUCAAGGACUGAUAUGUCGCCUGCUCUGUUAUGAAAUCGCUAAGCGCAUCAUCACACUCUGCGAAACCAUGAGGUCAUGGCGCAAUACCAAUUUGAACUAUGAUCCGCCGUAUGCUCCUUCUGGUGGAUUUAUCCAAGGUUCCUCGCGUUCC